Messenger RNA from Capsicum annuum, 1348 nucleotides. RefSeq names its product 50S ribosomal protein L15, chloroplastic. Lineage: Eukaryota; Viridiplantae; Streptophyta; Magnoliopsida; Solanales; Solanaceae. Gene Ontology annotation, molecular function: structural constituent of ribosome. Gene Ontology annotation, biological process: translation. The record is from RefSeq and is a predicted model, not a curated record. Gene Ontology annotation, cellular component: cytosolic large ribosomal subunit; ribosome. The transcript has 4 exons. The coding region runs from base 342 to 1157 and encodes 271 amino acids.
UUCUGUUUUUAAACAGAAUAAAAAGAAAAGUAGCUUAUUCGUUUUUAAACAGAGAGAGUACCACAUAUUAACUAAUUUUUAUAGCAACAUGAGUUGUGGUGUAGUGAUGGGACUACUCCAUCCUUAAUCAGAAGUGUCAGGUUUGAGCCUGGGAUAUGAAGAAAAUCAUGUUGCAAGCGCCACCCCCAGAAUGAGUCCUGUCAUGUGCGAUCCGGAUUAGUCGGGUGAAAGAAAAAAAAAAAAAAACUAUUUUUUUUCCUUUUAAAAACCCUCAAAUAACAACCCCUGUCCGUUAAAUUUCACUUUUGUUGUUUGGAUAGUGAACACUAUCCUUUUGAGCAAUGGCUUCUCUCCUCUCCAUCUCGUCAGCAGCACCUUCAACAACAACAAAUUCACUCAUUCCACAGCUUUCGUCAUCAUUUAAGGGAAAUACAAGAAAUUUGAAGCCAAGUUCCAAUCUUUUUCCUUCAAUCAAGUUCAGCAAAUCAAGAACAAGAACCCCUUUUGUUAUUGUUAACCAAGCUUCAAGUUUUGGUGUUCCUUCAGCUGAUUCUGGUACUGGGAGUGUUAGAUUUAGGCUUAAUAACUUGGGUCCUCAACCUGGGGCUACAAAGAAUAGGAAGAGGAAAGGUAGAGGGCAUUCAGCUGGACAAGGGGGUAGUUGUGGUUUUGGUAUGAGAGGUCAAAAAUCAAGGUCUGGACCUGGUGUUAGAAAGGGGUUUGAAGGGGGUCAAAUGCCACUAUAUAGGAGACUUCCUAAGUUGAGAGGAAUUGCUGGAGGCAUGCAUGCUGGACUUCCCAAAUAUUUACCUGUGAACUUAAAGGACAUAGCAGAGGGAGGAUUUCAAGAAGGGGAGGAAGUGUCACUUGAGUCGCUCAAGCAGAAGGGUUUAAUAAAUCCUUCAGGGAGAGAAAGGAGACUUCCGUUGAAGAUCUUAGGCGAUGGUGAGCUAAGCGUGAAGCUCAACUUCAAGGCGCGCGCCUUUUCAUCGUCAGCCAAGGAGAAACUAGAGGCUGCAGGUAGUUCAUUGACUGUUCUACCAGGUAGAAAGAAAUGGGUAAAACCAUCAGUUGCCAAGAAUCUUGCUAGAGCUGAGGAAUAUUUUGCAAAGAAAAAAGCAGCUGCAUCUGACUCAGCUGAGCCCUCUUCUGCAUAAGUCAAAAACUUAUGUUAGCCACACAAAUUUUUGUUUGAUGUUGUCAUGUCACUCAAAGAAUAGGGAUGUAAAGCAACAUUCAAAAAGUUUUGGAUUCUUCUCUUUUAAGUCUUCCUUCUUUUUCUUUUAUUCUGGUAUCAAACUAUGAUAAUUUGUUUUAUCCAAGCAUCCAAGAGCAUGACGUAGUGGUA